GGGGGGAAAAAGUUAGCUUCCCAGGGCUCGCCUGGAGUUUUAAUGUGUCCAUAAGCACGCAUUUUUUUCCGCUUCUCUGACUCCAAGUGCUUUCUGUUUCGUUCUGAUUACUUAUUAAGUCAAAACGAAGUUACAUUUCAGCGCAGUGCGUUCACAAAGAAGAAGAAAACAGCUCGGCGAGGCUCGCCGUGCAGCCAGCUAGCCAAACCCUGUGUGUCAGAGAGGCUCUGCCGUGCGGAUCAGUGUCCGGAAGUUCUGCAAAGCGGGGAAAAGCGAGAAAGGCAUGAAAAGAAAGGGCUGGAGGAAAGUACCUUCGUGCGGACUAAAACAGCGCGACAUGUGAAAAGGUUUUCCCCCCCUCCAAUCCUCCACGGUUCGGACUACUGAGACGCUUUGCUGCAGUUCUUUAAUUUUUAUUGUUUUAGCGUCGCGGUGCGGAGUUAUCGAUGGGUCUCCCGACGCUGGAGUUCAGCGAUUCCUUGCUGGAUAGUCCGGAGUUCAGAGAGCGGCUGCAGUGCCAUGAAAUAGAGCUGGAGAGGACCAACAGGUUUAUAAAGGACCUCAUCAAAGAUGGAAACAUGCUUAUAUCUGCCCUCAGAGGUCUGUCCCUGGCUGUGCAGCGGUUCUCUCAGUCGCUGCAGGAGUUCCAGUUUGAAUGCAUCGGCGAUGCUGAGACGGACGACGAGAUGAAUAUAGCUCAGUCCUUGAAGGAGUUCUCUCAGCUCCUGAGCACCAUGGAAGAGGAGAGAAAACGACUGAUCCAGAAUGCUGAUGACGUCUUGAUCUCACCGCUCGAGAGGUUUCGGAAAGAGCAGAUCGGGGCCGUUAAGGAGGAAAAGAAGCAGUUCGAUAAGGAGACAGAAAGGUAUUACUCUGUGCUGGAGAAGUAUCUCAGCGUGUCCUCCAGGAAGAAGGAAUCCCAGCUGCAAGAGGCAGACUCGCAGAUGGACAAAGACAGGCAGAUCUUUUACGACGCAUCUCUGCAGUACGUCUUCAAGAUCCAGGAAGUGCAGGAAAGAAAGAAGUUCGAGUUUGUGGAGCCACUGUUAGCCUUCCUGCAGGGGUUGUUUACGUUCUACCACGAGGGCUAUGAGCUGGCCAGUGAGUUUGAACCCUACAAGCAGCAGCUCCAGUUUAAUCUGCAAAAUGCUCGCAAUAACUUUGAAAGCACUCGUGCUGAAGUUGAGAGGCUAAUGAAACGGAUCAGGUCUGCUGAAGAUGACUUCAAAGCGCCCAGCUGCUUUUCCAUGGAGGGAUUUCUGUACAUACAAGAAAAACGCCCAUUGGGAAGUGUGUGGACCAGAUACUACUGUACCUACGAGAGGAGCUCAAAGAUGUUCACCAUGAGCAACACAGAGACCAGACCAGGCAGCAGACAGAACGGCGUGGUGACCGGCGCCCCAGAGAUGUUCAGGCUACGCUCGUGCGUCCGGAGGAAGACGGAUUCAAUCGACAAGCGCUUCUGCUUUGACAUCGAGGUGGUGGAGAGCAGACAUGGCGUCAUUACUCUGCAAGCCCUGUCAGAGGCCAACAGGCGGCUGUGGAUGGAGGCGAUGGAUGGAAAAGAGCCCAUUUACACUCUUCCGUCUCUGCUCAGUAAAAAAGAAGAGACCUUUCUCAACGAAGCAGGCUUCAACUUUGUGAAGAAGUGUGUUGAGCUGGUUGAAACAAGAGGCCUUACGAUCCUUGGACUGUACAGGACGGGUGGAGUAAACUCUAAAGUGCAGCGGCUGAUGGCAAGCGCGUUUGCUUCUAGCGCGCCCUCUGAUAUGCAUCUGGAUGCAGAAACCUGGGACAACAAGACGAUAACCAGUGGCCUGAAAGAUUAUUUCAGGUGUUUGGCAGAACCGUUGCUGACCUACAGGCUGCAUAAAGAAUUCAUCAGGGCUGCAAAGUACGAUGACCAGACGUACCGAGUGAGGGCCAUUCACGCUCUGGUACACAAGCUUCCAGAAAAAAACAAAGCCAUGCUGGACAUCUUAACCAAUCACCUUCAUAAGGUUUCCUCUCACAGCGAUCAGAACCUGAUGACUGUGUCCAACCUUGGGAUGAUCUUUGGCCCCACGUUGAUGAGGUCGCAGGAGGAGACGGUGGCCGCCAUGAUGAACAUCAAGUUUCAGAACAUCGUGGUGGAGAUCAUCAUCGAAAACCACGACAAAAUCUUCGGCGAGGCUCCGGACCUGUCGGUGCCGCUGCCUCAGGCGCCGUCCUCUCGGUCGACUCCGAGGAGGAGCAAGGCCAUCUGUCUGUCGUCGGGAAAGAGAAAGGCCCGUCUGUACACUCCUGCUCUCUGCCUGGCGGAAAACGACAGUGACACGUUCAGCAGCAGCCCCGACACGACGCCGAUGGGCAGCCAGGAGUCGUUGUCUUCACACUCCUCCGAGAAGAACGGACUAUCUCAGGCCUCCCCUCCAUCGUCUCCCGCUGCUGAGUCCGGCUCCCCCUCCGCAGCGCAGCUUUCUCCUCCUCCGGCGUCCUCCGGCUCGCCACCAAAGAAGCCCUCCUAUGGGAAAGAUCACAAAGAGCCACCAGACGGAGCGCCGUCCCCCCGCCCCGCGCCUCCCUCUUCCUGGACCUCCGCGCCACUCUCCCUGGCCGAGCAGACUUCCUCCGUGUCCUCCUCCACUUCCUCUCUACUCUCCGCGGUGGAGAAGUCUUUCAACAGAAACUCAACCGCUUCUUUGUCUUCAGCCAAAGAGUCCAGACCUGCGUCCGCAGCCUCGGUCCAGCCCCCGUCGGGGGAUGGUUCCCCUCGUGUCAGGGAGGGCGGAGCUCCCCAGAAAGCGGCGUCCAUCUCCUCCCUGAGGAGCCCUCAUUCUGUGGAGCAAAGAAACGCGUCCUGUGCUGCAGUCACAGGAGUCAGAGACUCUACCUCUCCUCCGCAUCACAGCACUGCCUCCUCCUCUUCUUCCUCCUCCUCAUCUCUGUUCCCCUACCAGCUCUCCACGUCGUCCUCUCUCACCUCCCUGCACAUUUCAGAAGAUUACAAAAGCUGUCACGGAUCGGUGCAGAGCCUCGUGUCGCUGGACCGACAGGAGAGACAGAAAGCACGGAAAGGACACAACCGCUGUGGCUCCGACUUGAACCCCAAGCACUCCGCAGCCACGUCCAGCAACGGCUAUUCCCGGCCCGUCUCACUAUUAUCCGUCAGGCAGCCUCAGCGGGACAGUUCAGUGUUCUCCUCAGCGCUGGACAUCUGUCCCACAGGAAGGGAUGCAAAAGCUAUGUACUCCUGUGAGGCGGAGCACAGCCAUGAGCUGAGCUUUCCACAGGGGGCGCUGUUCACAAACGUGGGUCCAUCUGUGGAACCAGGUUGGCUUCAGGCCACAUACAAAGGCAGAACCGGCCUCAUACCAGAAAAUUACAUCCAGUAUAUCUGACAAGCCUGACGAACUGCCAGCGCAGGAAAGAAUCCCAAAUGUCUAACUCAGAUUUCAAGGGUUGUUUAAAGCAGCACCGUGUCGAUUAAAUCCUACAUCAGAGAACCAAAAACGGAGCAGCCAAUAUAUGAGCCAAAUGCCAUAUAUUGACCUGAAAAAUCAUUUAAUAUCUCAAAUUAAGCUAAUACUUGGGUCAGAACUUACACGGUGCUGCUUUAAAACAAAUCAAGAACACAUGAUACUGUAACUGUGACUAUUAUCGCUGACUACUGUGCUGCAAUAUGAGUAAUCAGCCUACUGGAGAACUCCCAGUAGAUGUUAAAACUUGACUUGUAACGCUUAGCUUCUUAGUACUUAUCAACUCUUAUGUAUUAUUAUUAUUUUUUUGAUUCUCAGACUAUGAAAAUGUCUUCAGUAAACGUAUGUAAAAGGUACCUAGAAGCAGUAUUUUUCUAUUAAUCUUGAUAAUUUAUGUUUUAAUGUUUUACUAGUCUGUCUAGAAUCCCAGUGUUGACACCUCAGUGCCUUAAACUGUAUGAACUUCUCUUAUACCCUCUCUGUCAGAUUUACUGCUGUCUGAAAACAACAGAAACUUUAAACAAUA
This is a messenger RNA of Fundulus heteroclitus (mummichog), 3984 nucleotides long. RefSeq names its product Rho GTPase activating protein 42a (gene arhgap42a). Gene Ontology annotation, cellular component: cytoplasm. Bases 447 to 3380 code for a protein of 977 amino acids. Lineage: Eukaryota; Metazoa; Chordata; Actinopteri; Cyprinodontiformes; Fundulidae. Gene Ontology annotation, biological process: signal transduction. The record is from RefSeq and is a predicted model, not a curated record. The transcript has 24 exons. Gene Ontology annotation, molecular function: protein binding; GTPase activator activity.